Molecule: messenger RNA, 939 nt
Organism: Diaporthe amygdali
Lineage: Eukaryota; Fungi; Ascomycota; Sordariomycetes; Diaporthales; Diaporthaceae
Exons: 5
Coding region: 1-939 (312 amino acids)
Source: RefSeq, a predicted model, not a curated record
AUGGGGAAAAGAAUCAUUACGGUCGUCGGCAUCACCGGAAAGCAGGGCGCUUCUGUUGCCGACGUGUUCCUCCAGGAGGCAGGUUGGCACGUCCGCGGCGUUACUCGCAAUCCAGAUAAGCUAGAGAGCCAAGCCUGGGCUGCCAAGGGUGUCGAACUUGUCAAAGCAGACUUGAACGACGCUGCCUCCCUGAAAUCGGCCUUGGCAGGAUCGACUUUGAUAUUCGGAGUCACCGACUUCUGGGGAAUCGUCAGCGACCCAGAGAUCCAGGGACGAGCCCAAACAUCCAGUCUCCCAGCUAAUGUGCUCGCGUAUGAACUUGAAGUACAGCAAGGUCGCAACAUUGUCGACGCAGCUUUUGCGACCCUGGACACCCUCGACAGAUUUGUGCUCUCAACGCUCUCGCCCACGAAGAAAUGGAGCAAGGGAAAGUAUACACACAACUUCCAUUUCGACGCCAAAUGGGAGGCGGUUGAAUACCUGAAGGCCACGUAUCCGGCUCUGGAGAAGAAGACAUCCUAUCUUCAACAACCUGAUGGUACAUUCCUCCUGAGUCUUCCGGGAAACCCCGACACCCCAGUCGCGCAUGUUGAUGCGCGCCGCGACACUGGCUUGUUCGUCCGGGCUCUUACCCAGGUUGAGCCGGGUAAGCACCUUCUGGGUGCCUCGGGCUUCAUGAGUUGGAAUGAUUUCGCCGCCUUGUGGGGUCGAGUCCACGGUGUGAAAUGUCACUUCCAACGCCUAGACCGCAAGGUUCUAGAAAAUGCGAUUCCCGGAGGUGUCGGGGAGGAGCUAGCCGACAUGUUCGAAUACAUAGGAGACUUCGGAUAUCACGGCGGUGACCCAAACAUUGUCUUCCCUGCGGAUCUUGGGGUGGAGAUUCCAGUAACGAGUAUCGAGGAUUAUAUCAAGAAAGAAGAUUGGUCAGAGGUCCUUUGA